Chinchilla lanigera (long-tailed chinchilla) is the source of this 1397-nucleotide messenger RNA. RefSeq names its product guanine nucleotide-binding protein G(I)/G(S)/G(O) subunit gamma-7-like. The record is from RefSeq and is a predicted model, not a curated record. Gene Ontology annotation, molecular function: G-protein beta-subunit binding. The transcript is spliced from 3 exons. Lineage: Eukaryota; Metazoa; Chordata; Mammalia; Rodentia; Chinchillidae. Gene Ontology annotation, cellular component: heterotrimeric G-protein complex. Gene Ontology annotation, biological process: G protein-coupled receptor signaling pathway. The coding region runs from base 811 to 1029 and encodes 72 amino acids.
UUUUUGGUUUUUAACUUUUGCACUGGCUGCUGUAAGAGCACAGUCAGGGAGGGUGCGAGGCGGCGAGCGCUGAUGACCCAGCUAGCAGGCGACUGGCGUAGGUGGCCAGGGGAAUGAGGAUGGGCACGGGCCCAGGUGGCACAAAGGGGAGAGCAGUGCCCAGACUGACAGUUUCAUUUUCAGGCUGCUCUGAUGGCACCUGAGACAAGAGGGCACCAGAGGGAAGCACUGGGGUUGGGCCUGCGCAGUUGGGAUCGGGGGACACAGUCCAGGUUGGCACCCAGCCAGGAGAGUGGAGGACAACUGGAGGGGGGUGCAACUGAGGACGGAUGGGCCCUGGGGUCUGGGGCUCAAAGGAGAGGUAGGUGGGGGUGAGGACCAAGGCACCAUAGACACCAGGGUGUAGAUCAAGUCACCAGGAGUAACACCAGUGUGGACAGCACAGACUGGAGCGCGGGGGACCAGGGCUGGGAGCCUGCUGUGUGCUGCCCGCAGCGGCACAGGCUGGUGAGGACAGUUAGCAGGGGACCCAGCAGUUCGGAGGAAGCCGCAGGCUCCCUCACCUGGCAAGGGACACAGGGGGUGCCCACGUGACACCAGAGCAGCCUCUGGGUCCCCUGGGGCAGGGACCCCCUCUGCCAUGGCAGCUGCUGCUGCUGCUGCUGCUGGUGACAUUUCACUGGGUUCCAGCUUCAAAGUCUCUGCAGGUGGGGAAGAGAGGGGCGGAGAGGCCAGGCAUUGUGGGCAAGAGCCAGAGGGGCAGCCACUGCAGGAGGAUCAGCACCAGCAUCUGCAGGAGUCUGCAGAGAGAUGUCCAGCAAGGUGGCCAUUGGCAGUGACAUCGGCCAGGCCCGCCGGGCCGUAGAGCAGCUGCGGAUGGAGGCAGGCAUCGAGCGCAUAAAGGUAUCCAAGGCGGCCACUGACCUGCUGCAGUUCUGCACCGAGCAGGCCAAGAGCGACCCCUUCCUUGUGGGCAUCCCGGCCGCUACCAACCCCUUCAAGGAGAAGAAGCCCUGUGCCAUCCUGUGACCCCACAGCAAUACUGCCGGCACCCAGCCCAGGAGCCUCAAUAAACACAGCAAUUGCUCCCUAGGGGCGCAGACUGGCUCAGCUGAGAUGGAGGUGCAGGGACUGUGGGCUUGUGGGGCCCAGCCUCCCUCCUCACCCUCACCAGGGUCACACACACCCCAGGGCCCACAAUGCCAACAUCCCCUCCCCGUACCUCACAGUGGCCUGGGCAGAUGGCCCCUGUCACCACCCUGCAGACACAGAUCUACAGCUCAUGUCACAAUCCACACACACACACAGCCACAUGGUCAUGUCACGCACAAAGAGGCACCACCGUAGACACAGGCUCCCGGAGUCCUCAGGGCCCCACACACACAGCUGCGGCUGUC